AUGGAGGAGCCCCCUCCAGCUGAGCCAGCGGCAGAGGAGGCUGCAGCAACAGCAGAGGCAGUAGUGCCGGUGGCUGCGGAGGUGCCGGAGGCAGCGGCGCCAGAGGUCGCAGAGGUCGCUAGCACCACCACUCCACCCGCGCAGGAGGAGGAGCCGGAGGUGGUGCUGGGGAGACGCCUUCUCCCGAGCCCAGCGGAGAUCCCCUCCCGCCCCCCUCUUUGCCAAGAGCCAGCAGCGAGCCCCAUCUGGGUGGCAGAGGCCCCAUCUUCACUUGGCGCCGCCCUCCAGAUGCUGGACUCCACCGCCGAGCAGCUGCGAGACCUGGAGUCCAGCAUGCACGACCUCCUGGAGACAGAAGGGCGAGCAGUUGCUCGGGGGAUGGCAGAGUACAUCCUUACCUGCUUCCGGAGCCACGACCCCGCCUUCCAGCUGACCCCCGUCCUGGUCGGCCCCAUCCGGGCGACGGCGGCCACCGCGCAGGAAGGAGUACAGGAGGCGGCAUAUAUGGUGGUGUCCCGCAUCCGACGCCGCCCCGGACCUGCAGGGAGUGGGGACGCCUCCGGACCACCAGAACAAUAG
Panicum hallii is the source of this 579-nucleotide messenger RNA. RefSeq lists its product as uncharacterized. The transcript is spliced from 2 exons. The record is from RefSeq and is a predicted model, not a curated record. The coding region runs from base 1 to 579 and encodes 192 amino acids. Lineage: Eukaryota; Viridiplantae; Streptophyta; Magnoliopsida; Poales; Poaceae.